UUGACUUAUUAAAAAAGUCUAUAAAUUACAGAAUUUCAAAAAAUGGAAGCAGGCCAGAAUCUGUUACAGAAAUAAAGGAGAAUGUGCACAAAAUUAGUUUUGCUUCAAAUGUAUUGGGAGAAAAUAGUACUGGUGAAUGCAGUACUCCUUCUGUUAUAAAUUCAAAAUAUUUUCGACCAUCCACUAAUACAAAUGGCAGUGAAAAAUUUGCUGUAGGUUCUGCGAUUUGCAUAGAAAAAUCUAGUGAAAGUUUAAAUUCUAUCAAAGACAUUUUGUAUUCGUCACAACUAGAUAGAACGUCAAGUGAGGUUAAUUUUAGGGAUGAUCAAAUUACCUUGCGAUCAUCAUCAUAUGGGACUUACAUAAAUGAGCAAAAUACAUGGGGACUAGAUAAAAAUCUCACAAUGUCUAUAGAGAGAGGAAAAUCUCCAAUUUCGGAUAUAUUAGAUGUUGAACGGUUAAAUUUAAAUAAUCUUCCUAAUCUACUGCAAUCUACUACAAUUGAUAAUGCAGCUAAACAAAAUACAUUACUUAAAGAACAAGAUGAUGAAGAUAUAGUUUCCAUUAUUUCUGCAAAAUUGGGUUUGUCAGGUUCGGCUAAAUAUAGAAAGAGCGCCCCACUUAGAAAAGCUGAAAAGGAGAAUGAAAUAUCUGUAGUCUAUCCAACAGAAGAAGGAAAUUAUGUUACAGAUUUAGCAUUUGAAACUGAUUUAAAGAAACAAUUUAAUGAAGGUUUAUUCUCCGAUGGCGAUUUUAGUAAAGUUGCUCUGUUAAACUCCGAAGAAUUUUUUCCUUCAGAUGAAGCUGCAAAAAUGUUAGCUAAGGAUGAAAAAGAUUUUGAGGAAGCCCAUAUGUUUGAGGGAGAAACAAUCCAUAAUCCAAGUUUGAUCAGUAUGAAUAGCAGUUGGAACUUUGUGGGGAAACAAGACAUAACACGUCCGUCUUGGUUUUCUGACAAAAUUGACGAAGACAAGUCUUACAUGCGAAUAUCCAUUGGACGGUUUAUGCAAGCAAAGACGGAAGCUCUCGGAUCACUUUCUGGAGAAAAUGCUGAAAGGCCAACAUUUGGUUCUAAUUUCACUAUUCGUGAUUCCAAAAAUAAUUUGAAACAAUCAGAAAUCAAAGAUGUUCAGAUCGAAUUACCUCGAAUAUCGGCUAAUAAUUCACCACAGGUAUCUGACAGUGAUUCAGAAAGAGAGACUUCAAGCGUCAACAGUGUCCUGAGUAUCAAAUCAAUUUCUAAGUUAAUAUCUGAAGCAUCUCUCAGCGAUAAUCCAAAAGAAUUGGCUGAAAGAUUCCUAGCAAAUAUGAAUGCAAAAAAAUCUAAGAAAAAAAUUCAUAAAGAAGAAAGAAAGGCUUUAAAAUCUCAAGUCUCUCGAUCAAGAAGUAUGUUUUUGUCAUCUCAGGAUUCUGGCAUUCACUCAGAUUUAAUCAAAACUAAUUCUAAUCAGGAAUUAUCUUCAUCGUCAUCAUCUACGCAAUCGAAAACUAUGAGUCUGACUAAAUCUAAGCAUUCGCAUUCUAAGAAAAAAUCUCUUAAUAAUAAUGUAGAAAAAUUACAGAAACUUCAUGAAAAUUCUAAGUCAAAAAUAAAAAUCAGUAAUUCUAAUUCAUUAAUUAGAAAAAGUUAUUCUGCUCAGACUUUAUUUGAAUCUAAUCAGAAUGAUAAUUUGACAAGUUUAAGUAAAGAAAGAACAGUUUCAGAUACCAAUCUUCAUCAUCCAGUUGAUUAUUUUGUUGAAAAUAAUGCAAAAAUUGAUUUAAAUAAAACUUUAGAAGCACCAAUACACAACACUUCUGAAGAGGAUUUAGACAAAACACUAACGACGGUGCCAGACAUGAAUUUGUCAGUAGAAAAAGUAGAAAUAUCUAAAAAUUCAUCUGGUAAGGUGGAAGCAGCAACCUCUCCUCUUCAGUUAUCACAAGAAGAUAGGAAGAAUUUGUUUCAUUUGGUUCCUAAAGUUGAGAAUAACAGUCAGACUACGCAGCUUGUAGAAUCGCAAUUAUUAUAUACAACUGCAAAUUCAAAUUUAAGUGGACAUUCUUGCUCUUAUCAUCCUUCUAAUGUCUUUAAUCAUCAGUACUCUAAGUGUGCACCUACUAGUUGUGUGCUAUCAUCUACGAUUCCUAUGGCCAUUCCGUACGGCACGCCCAUAACGUCCAUCCAUCCAACUCCUUACAUGCCGGUUACCAUGAAUACAAACUGUUUCACAAGUCAUGGAAUUACCAAUUAUUGUCAUGGUUCACUUCUAGAGUCACACAAUUCAAUUAAUUUUAUGAAUACUAAUCAGUUGCAGUUUAACAACUCUGUGUGUCCGACAUCAACUGUUUCAGGUGCCGCAAAUACGAACCACAAAAGAAUGGUGGAACUGCGAUUGCUUGAACCAAUUUGUGUCGGUGACACUAAACAGUUCAUACUCAUCUUGCAGAAUCCCACUCUCUCGUGUCUCCUGUGUAGUUUAGAUGUGAGUGUAACAAUAGAUAAAAAAGUACUGCCUACAACUAGUGUUUCUGGAUUUGUUUUUCCACAACAUGUGCAAAUCGAAUCGGGUGCAACAAAGAAAAUUCAUAUUAAUUAUAUACCUCGUCAGAAAGGAAAUAUUGUUGCUGUUCUGGAAGUAAAUACAGAUUCAUCUGCACCUGUAUUUGGCUAUCCGUUGACUGCAGUUAUAACAGCGGAAGUAGAAUGGCCGAAAGUAUCUAUAUUAAUGAAUCGGGGAGCUAAUUUUGGAACCGUACCUGAAUGUCAAAGUGUGAUUCGUUCAGUUAAACUUGUAAAUCAUGGCACUGCAGUUGUUCCUAUACGUCUACAAAUUUCAGAAGAUUUUCACUGCAAUCAUUCAUUUUCCUUUGGAGUUCAAGAAGUAAAUACUAAUGAAUCCAAGCAUUGCAAUUCGGUCUGGCAUUUUCUCUCUUCAAAAAUUCUAUUUUGUCGAUUGACUCCGCAGGAAAGUCAACAGACAUCAGAAGGGAUAGAAUUUCCCCUCAUUUUUCAGAGUGAGAAAAUAAAAGAAGGUAACUUAGAGCAAGUUUCGGCAAUAUUAAAUGCAACUUUGGAAAGUUCGGUUAUUUAUGAAGCUCUCGGAAGCAUCAGACUGUUUGCCGAAGUCGGAGUUGUGAAAUUUGUAAUUAAAGAAUCAAAUCAGGGAAUAAUAAUGGAAACGCAGCCAAAAUAUGAGAUUCAUAAAUCAGUUUUGCUAGAGAAUCAAGGCAGUGUUUCAGGAGUAAUUAAUUUAAAUUUUAAAGAUCCCGAAUGCGAGUUUAAGGUGCUUCCUCAUACUUUAGAAACGAACCAGGGAGAAAGAAUGAAGAUUCAAUUAUCUUUUUGCCCAAACGAUAUCGGAAUCCGAGAAAAUAUUUUGCAAGCUAAAUUUGAAAACGAAGUGUAUGAAUUAUUAACAGUUAGAGGAAUUUGUAAGAAGAAAGAAAGAAGGGACAUUACUAGAAAAAAUUAUAUGGAUUCAAAUUACAAUAACAGUCCAAUAGUUUUAGAUGGUAACAUUCAUUACUUAACAUGGGGAGGAGUUGCUAUAGGAGAUAAGCAGUGUAAGAAGUUAAUACUCAGAAAUGCAUCUCCAACUAAUAUGGUGCAGUUAAAAUUAUUUAUUAAAGGCGAUUCUUCUUUUCAGCUAGAAGAUAACUUAUUAAAGAAGUCAGACGUUACUCUGCUGCCUUUAGAAACAAUAACGAUAAAGGUGGUUUUUGCACCAAAAAAAGUGUCGGUAGUCAAGGGUACAUUAUAUGUCAAGCCAAUAACGCAAGAACAGAAUAAAUUUCAUUAUUCUUUUCCUCUGACUGGAUUUGGUGGCAUUUGCAAACUGACACUUCAAGGUAUUGACAGACACGAAGAUGGCAGCUAUUAUUUCGAGAUACAAAGCCAAGUUGCACCGGAAUAUUCUAAUAUAACUCUGACAGAUUUUACGUUAGUUAACAAUGGAGAAAGAGCAGCAUUCGUCAAAGUUUUAUGUUAUACCGAUAAUAAAAUGACUCAAUUGGUUCCGACUAGUGUGAUGAGUGUGCAGCCUUCGGAAUUUGUUCUUCAACCACAAGAAAAUCUGAUGGUGGUGAUCGUAUUCAAUCAUGAAGUUGCUAAUGUGACAAAAAUUUCAUCCGGAAUUCUUGGAAUCAUGUAUGGAGAAGAAAUUCUUAGACAGAGAUUGAAGUCUAUGUCUGUUGAAACUGAUAAAUUGGUAGACAUGCCUUUUCCCCUUUCUAACACUUUUAUCUUUACUUCAAAAUAUGCUGGCGAAGCCAAAAUUUCUCAAGAUCCAGUUUACCAAGAAGCACCUAGUGACGUGAAUAUUUUUUAUGAAAAUUUAUUUCGGUAUUUUAUAAAUUUUUCAGUCUGCAGCUCAAAUAAUAUAGAAAGUUUCUUUAGUUCUGAUCAUAUGACAGAAUUACACGAGAGUUUAGGUAGUAUAAGUGAAACCAGCCCAUUAGAAUCACUAUUAAUGAACAAAAAGGAAAAUUUUUCAAAUCUGUAUUCUCCACCCGUGAAAGGCUGUUCCAAUAAUCAGUUUUCGGUCUUGAGUAACAUAACGGCAGACCGUAAUCCUGUUAAGAAUUUAUCACUCUCGAACAAUCUUUUAUCUAAAACCGAAAACUAUAUUUUGGAAGAUCGAAAGCAAGAGAACGAAAACAGACAAAUGUGGAUGGUGGAACCGUCAUCUGUUGAACUUGGUCAGGCAAAGCGCGUUGCAAAAUUGCAGUUUAUAAAUCUGUCUGACGAUAAUUUAAGGUUCAGAUUGAUCAGUACUCUUGGUAUUCUCGUAAUAGCUCCCGAGCAAGGCAUAAUUUUAGCGAGGGACAAACUCGACAUCUGUAUUCGUCUCCCUUCAUCAUACAAAGAUGAAAACGGACCAGAUUUACUAGAAGGCAUCGUUACGGUUGAAUGUAAUGGUACUCGAAAGGCUAUUGCCAUCAGAAUAGUGAAAGAGGACUCAUACGAUGCUGAUAAUUCGUGUGAAGAAUACUCUCACAUAGAUACAUUGCUGGAUGCAAGUGAUGUAAAUGGAACUCUCUUAGAGUUGGCUGUGUAUUGUCCAGAAAAAAUUGACUUUCCGGCCACAGAAGUUGGUUUGUCAUCACAGACGAUGUUUACGAUUAGGAAUUUGAAGAAGCAUAGUAUUCACUGGAUGCUUUAUCCAUGUUCUCGUCAGGCAGACAUGAAAAGUCAAGAAGUGGAUCCCGGAUCACCACAGAUAUUCAAACUAAAUGUACAGAAUGGACUAUUGAAACCUCGGGAAGCACUAGAAAUAUGUGGGAUUUUUGCUCCGAAAGAAGCCAUAACUUACUCCGAAACAUGGCAAUUAAUUGUCACUUCUAAGAAAAGAACUUUUAUUUAUUUUAAUGGAGAGGGAAUUAAAAUGGUGACAGAAGAGAGACAUAAAAGUAAUCAAUCUGGCUCUACUACUAAACACGAGUUCAGCACCAGAAAGAAGCAUUCUGCAAUAGAGAACGGCAAACAGUUUUGUGGCAGACCUAUUUUUUCGACAGUUAAGCAGAUAGACUUUCCGUUAGUUACAUUCGGGGAGAGUGCGAGUGUGAAAAUAAAGCUGAAAAAUGUUGCAGAAGAAGAUCAUAAGAUCUCUCUAAUUGCACCAAAUUCGCCAUUUUUUGUCAAGUAUAGUAACUUGAUAGUCAAGGGUAAGCAUUACAUGAACAUUCCGGUCAGCUUUCAGCCGACAUCUGAAGGUAUCUACAAUGACGUCUUGUUAGUUCAUACCGAACUGAAUUACGACAUCAAAAUUUCUCUGAAAGGAGAAGCGACAUCAUCACAGAAAAAAUCAGUUUGUAAAUAACAAUUUUAUACUUUUAAUAAUUUCUUGUAAACUAUAAAUUAUUUAUAUUGUGAUAUUUAUAAAUGUAAACAGAAGUUUUUAAACUGUUAGGCA
This is a messenger RNA of Centruroides sculpturatus (bark scorpion), 5894 nucleotides long. RefSeq names its product centrosomal protein of 192 kDa-like. The transcript is spliced from 33 exons. NCBI's taxonomy places the organism in Eukaryota, Metazoa, Arthropoda, Arachnida, Scorpiones, Buthidae. The record is from RefSeq and is a predicted model, not a curated record. Gene Ontology annotation, molecular function: protein kinase binding. The coding region runs from base 405 to 5801 and encodes 1798 amino acids. Gene Ontology annotation, cellular component: centriole; pericentriolar material; cytoplasm. Gene Ontology annotation, biological process: centriole replication; centrosome duplication; mitotic spindle assembly.